Molecule: messenger RNA, 1344 nt
Organism: Thunnus maccoyii (southern bluefin tuna)
Lineage: Eukaryota; Metazoa; Chordata; Actinopteri; Scombriformes; Scombridae
Gene: avpr2l
Product: arginine vasopressin receptor 2, like
Exons: 2
Coding region: 118-1242 (374 amino acids)
Biological process (GO): G protein-coupled receptor signaling pathway; positive regulation of vasoconstriction; regulation of systemic arterial blood pressure by vasopressin
Cellular component (GO): membrane
Molecular function (GO): vasopressin receptor activity; peptide binding
Source: RefSeq, a predicted model, not a curated record
AAAGUAUAUAUUAUCUUCAAUUUGUCAUGGGUGAAGUAAUGGCAACAUUCUUAUUUUAUCACUGCUCCAACAUGGUGAUUGUAGCCAACUGCACAUGUCUCUACCAUCACUCCUUACAUGCAGUACUCUGUGACAAGCCUCCCCAUUAAGCCACGCUGUUCUGCACAAGUGAUUAUCUUUUGCGAGGAGUAUGUGGCGGUGCUAUUUCAUGAUACAACUUCAGCUGGUUCCUUGAUAACCUUCAUCUUGUCUAUUCAGCUCUCAGGUUUGGUUUUGCUCAGUUUGAUAAAUCUCUCUUUAAGAAGUUUUCUACUGGACACACCAGGAAUUUGCGUCCAAAUGGAUACAAGCAGCAACAGCUCUGGAAAGGCAACAGGCGAGGAUGGAGAGGUGUACGAACAUUUUGCGCUCAUCAGAGCUGGAAUUUUGGGUUUGGUUUUUGUGCUCGCAACAUGUGGUAAUGUUUUCUUCUUGGGAACACUUUGGAAGAAGCGCAAAAGAAACUCAAAGACCCAGCUUUUCCUCUUGCACCUGUGCUUGGCUGAUCUGGUGGUCGCGUUUUUCCAAGUCCUGCCGCAGUUUUCCAUUGAAAUUACGCACAGGUUCAGAGGCACUGACUUCCUGUGCCGAUUCGUAAAAUACUUGCAGGUGGUUGGGAUGUUUGCCUCCACGUACAUGAUAGUGGCUAUGACCAUAGACAGGUAUCAUGCUGUGUGUAAGCCGAUGGUUUCCUUUUUGAAGGGCUCAUUUCGGAGAUAUCGCUCCAUAGGCGCAGCGUGGCUGAUUUCUCUCGCCUUCAGCUCUCCUCAGCUCUUCAUCUUCUCUCUCCGGGAGGUGGAGGAGAAUCAGUACGACUGCUGGGCGACAUUUAUUGAACCGUGGGGAAGCCGGAUAUACAUCAGUUGGAUCACUCUGUCAGUGUUUGCCCUGCCAGCCGUUAUUGUGCUCCAUUGCCAAAUAAAAAUAUGUACAACAAUCUACUUCAACAUGAAGAGAAAAGCGCUGCAAGCAGGGCGCGCAGGCACGAAAGGGGUGUCCAACGUGAUGCUGAAGACUGUGAAAAUGACAUUUGUUAUUAUAAUGGCAUACACUAUUUGUUGGAGUCCAUUUUUUGUUGUGCAGUUGUGGUCUGCAUGGAGCCCAAGCAGCGCGCCUACUAAAGGUCCAGUGUUUGCCAUCAUCAUGUUGCUGGCCAGUCUCAACAGUUGUACCAACCCUUGGAUAUAUCUUUACUAUAGCUGACAAAAUGGCAGAACUGCAUGAGCCAAAACUGUUACAUUCCAUCUGAUGUCUGUGGAUAUGCCACUUAAGAAAGAAGCCAGGCCCCGAGGACCACCAGAUGGG